AUGUUCCACCAAAUUUCGGUGAACAGGAACGACCAACAAUGUCAGAGGUUCCUGUGGCGUGAUGGUGAGCAGGAUCGUAGUCCAGACGUCUACGCAAUGAAAGUGAUGACAUUCGGGGCUAGCUGUUCACCGAGCUGCGCGCAGUAUGUGAAAAAUCAUAAUGCGCAACGAUUCCAGAAACAGUUUCCGAGGGCGGCUGAGGCGAUUGUCAAAGAACAUUAUGUCGACGACAUGCUGUCCAGUGAGGAGUUGGAAGAAGAUGCGGUGCAACUUGCGAAGAAUGUUCGCUACGUUCAUGCAGAGGCCGGGUUUGAAAUACGCAACUGGCUAUCAAACUCACAAAGAGUGCUGCGAGAGCUAGAAGCCAGGCCGGGUGAGAAAAGCUUAAACCUAUCGAAUGAGAUGGGAACAGAGAAAGUUCUCGGCAUGUGGUGGUGCACUGCAACGGAUACGUUUACAUUCAAAGUAUCGCCGCGAAUCAGCUCCGACUUACUCCAAGCUCGUAUAAUACCAACCAAGAGGCAGGUCUUGAGUACUCUGAUGAUGAUCUACGACCCCCUGGGAUUAUUGGCACACUUCCUAAUGUUCCUCAAAAUACUACUUCAGGAAAUCUGGCGAAAUGGCGUUAAUUGGGAUGAUCAGAUUAAGUCCGAGCAGUACGAGAAGUGGAAAACCUGGUUGCGAGUCCUCCCGCAGGUGGAAAAUGUCAAGGUACCGAGGUGCUAUCGAAUCAAGACCGGCGUAGGAGAGCAGAAUGUGAUGCAACUUCAUGUGUUCGUAGAUGCGUCGGAGAAUGGGUAUGCUGCUGUUGCGUAUCUGCGGUUUGAGGAGAAUGGUGAAGUGGAGUGUGCGCUUAUCGGAGCGAAGACACGGGUAGCCCCAUUGCGGUUCGUGUCAAUUCCAAGAUUGGAACUUCAAGCGGCGAUAAUUGGAGCGCGUUUGGCGAACGAUGUCAUGGAGACACACAAGCUUAAACCCACGCAAAGAUUCUUCUGGUCGGACUCACGUGAUGUUCUCUGCUGGAUUAACUCCGAUCACCGAAAAUACAGCCAGUUCGUAGCAGUGCGAGUCAGUGAAUUAUUGGAGAUGACUGAACCGAACGAGUGGAACUGGAUUCCAUCAAAACUAAACGUAGCGGAUGACGCCACAAAGUGGCAGAAACUCCCAGAUUUGUCACCUGAAAGUCGAUGGUUCCGCGGCCUGGAAUUUUUGUGGAUGUCGAGAAUUCAGUGGCCUGUCACAAUGUCGCCAAUCGGACAAACUGCAGAAGAAAAGCGUCUACAUGUGCUCCAUCACUCUAUACGAUGUUCUCUGUUUCGGUGGGAAGAUUUCUCGAAGUGGAAUAAGUUGAUGCGUGUCGUAGCGUUUGUUAAAAGAUAUCCAGCGAAUCUCAUCAGGAAACUGGCAGGAAAGCCCAUUGCCACCGGUCCACUGACUCAAUUGGAGCUUAAGGAGGCAGAGCUGUUUAUUCUGAAGCAAGUGCAAGAUGCUGAGUUUGCUGCAGACAUAGAGCGACUGAAGAAACCGAACCCUGUGCCGUGGAAAAGGGUGAUACCAAAGAGUAGCACUCUAUACGGUCUUAGUCCCACGCUGGAUGAAGAUGGACUGCUGCGAAUGAAAGGUCGUAUAGACGCUUGCGAAUUUGCAGAGGAGUGUACCAAGCGCCCGAUACUGCUGCCGAAACGUCACCCAAUAACAGAUCUCAUCAUCAUGAGCAUCCAUCAGAAAUAUUGCCACAUGAAUCACCAGACCGUGCUCAACGAAAUUCGCCGUAGAUUCUACGUACCUCAGCUCCGUUCUGUAUACCGCCAUGUGCGAGGUCGCUGUCAACUCUGCAAGAACCGACAGGCAAUGCCGGUUACACCAGAAAUGUCCGCUCUUCCGCCUACGCGAUUGAAAGCCUUCAGUCGCCCAUUCUCCUACGUUGGUAUCGAUUACUUUGGGCCAAUGUCGGUGGUUGUCGGCCGGAGGAUUGAGAAACGCUGGGGUGUGUUGAUCACUUGCCUCACCGUGCGAGCAAUACAUAUAGAGGUAGCCCACAGCCUCACAACAGACUCGUGUAUUCUCGCCAUCAGAAACUUCGUCGCAAGAAGAGGUGCACCGAUAGAAAUCGUCAGUGAUCGCGGAACCAAUUUUAUCGGCGCCAGUCGCGAACUGAAGGAAGCGUUGCUGCAAGUGAAUCAGGAACAGAUUAUGAAACACUUCAUCACCACCGAGACCAAAUGGUCGUUUAAUCCACCCGCAUCCCCGCAUUUUGGCGGAGCUUGGGAACGCUUGGUUCAGACUAUAAAGAAGGCCCUUAAACACACACAACUCACACGCACACCUACCGACGAGCUGCUGAGAAACAUGCUAACCGAGGUCGAACUAAUCAUCAACUCUCGACCGCUCACAGAAUUGCCGCAAGAGGACGAUCUGUCCACUGCGUUAACCCCGAAUCACUUUCUGCUCGGAUCAUCCGAAGGUUCUAAGCCCCCGAUCGCGUUCGAUGAUAGCAGCUAUGCACUGAGACACACCUGGAAGAUGUCGCAAGUUUACGCUAAUAGAUUCUGGCGACGCUGGGUUUCUGACUACCUGCCAUCCCUGACCCGAAGGACAAAAUGGUUUAAGCAGGUUAAGCCUCUAGCUGAUGGAGAUAUCGUAGUUAUUGUGGACGAAACGUUGCCGAGAAAUUGCUGGCCAAAAGGUCGGGUGGUUCGUGCAAUCCAGUCAAAGGAUGGACAAGUUCGUCGCGCUCUUGUGCAGACUGCCACAGGAGUCCUGGAGAGACCAGCAGUGAAGCUUGCAGUAUUGGACGUUGGUGCGACUGUAAGUACAUCGGACCAGUGA
Topomyia yanbarensis is the source of this 2829-nucleotide messenger RNA. RefSeq lists its product as uncharacterized. Bases 1 to 2829 code for a protein of 942 amino acids. Gene Ontology annotation, biological process: DNA integration. Lineage: Eukaryota; Metazoa; Arthropoda; Insecta; Diptera; Culicidae. Gene Ontology annotation, molecular function: nucleic acid binding. The transcript has a single exon. The record is from RefSeq and is a predicted model, not a curated record.